Messenger RNA from Tripterygium wilfordii, 1379 nucleotides. RefSeq names its product binding partner of ACD11 1-like. The transcript is spliced from 8 exons. Gene Ontology annotation, molecular function: RNA binding. Bases 139 to 948 code for a protein of 269 amino acids. Lineage: Eukaryota; Viridiplantae; Streptophyta; Magnoliopsida; Celastrales; Celastraceae. The record is from RefSeq and is a predicted model, not a curated record.
CUGGUGUUACCUGAAAGCCUUUCUCUCUAUCUCUCUCCCCCGUUCGCCACCCCCCUCUCUCUCUCUCUUUAUAUAUAUAUAUCUGUAAGCCGCAACAAGCUAAUAAGCGGACAUUGCGUUGCUGUGUAGUCAAUUACGAUGACGAGAACUGUUCAAGUGAAGAACUUAUCAGAUCUAGCGACUGAAAGAGAGAUUCACGAGUUCUUCUCCUUCUCCGGCGAUAUUGACGACGUCGAGAUCCUCCAAGAAUCAGGACAAUCAAAGACAGCAUUUGUAACAUUCAAGGAUCCAAAAGCACUUGAAAUUGCAUUGUUGUUAUCGGGAGCAACAAUAGUAGAUAAGAUUGUUACUAUAACUGCAGCAGAAAAUUAUGUGCCAAAGAAUGAGGUGCAGGCAGUGAGGGUGUUGGACAGUUCUCUGUCUUUUUCUCCUGUUCAGCAUGUGGUGCCAAAUGUUGAGCAGGAGCAACAUAGCCCACCUGGCAGUGGAAGAAUUUAUGUUAGUAAAGCACAAGAUGCGGUUACAAAUAUGCUGGCAAAAGGUUCAGCAAUUGGGCAAGAAGCAGUGAGUAAGGCUAAAGCAUUUGAUGAGAAGCACCGGUUGACGGCCACUGCAUCUGCCAAGGUUAUUUCUUUUGACAGGAGAGUUGGUCUUACUGAAAAACUGACAGUUGGGAUUGCUGUUGUUAAUGAGAAGGUGAAGUCUGUUGACCAAAGGCUUCAAGUUUCAGACAAAGCAAUGGCUGCUGUAUUUGCAGCUGAGAGGAAAAUAAACAAUACAGGAUCAGCUGUCAAAUCAAGCAGGUAUGUGAGUGCUGGAACAUCUUGGCUAAAUGGCGCUUUCAGUAAGAUGGCAAGAGCCGGUCAGAGUGCAGGCACAAAAACUAGGGAGAAGUUUCAUAUGGCUGUGUCAAACUUGACCUCCAAGGAUUCCCCUAUUGCUGCUUAAGCCCUCAAGGUUGCUGGAAGUUUGUUUAACAAAUGCAUGCGUGAUGAUGUUGCUUUCAUCACUAGAAUGGAGGAUGGGUUCAAAAUUAUAGUUGCAGACAUGAUAUCAGUUGGAAACACGUGCUACAUGCAUAGUUGGUUUAUGUGUGCAUGAAAUUCUAUUGCUCCCUCCCCCCCCCCCCCCCCCCCCCCCCCUUUUUUUUGAUAUUCUUUAAUUCAUAGGGUAUUAUUGUGGCUGUGGGGUUUCUUUAAUUUUUUUGUACUUCUUGUUGUAACAUUGGUUCUGAGGUCAAAAUCAAAACCAAGAGAAAGCUCUUGUACCUAACGUUUGUGUAUUUACUGUCAAGUUUUCAUUGGAUUCGUUAUUAUUUUUAUGACAAACAAAAAACAUUAUUUUUGAGUAACAAGCACUUUGCAAGUUUCAUGUGUAAA